Molecule: messenger RNA, 1197 nt
Organism: Nicotiana attenuata
Lineage: Eukaryota; Viridiplantae; Streptophyta; Magnoliopsida; Solanales; Solanaceae
Product: probable ribose-5-phosphate isomerase 3, chloroplastic
Exons: 1
Coding region: 125-985 (286 amino acids)
Biological process (GO): pentose-phosphate shunt, non-oxidative branch
Molecular function (GO): ribose-5-phosphate isomerase activity
Source: RefSeq, a predicted model, not a curated record
UGAAAAUACCAACCUUCCUUUCAUUCACCAAACAAAAACAAAGUAACACCAAAGAGAAGAUCAAAUAGGUGAGGUGAUACCAAAAAUCCACACUUUCACCUUCAACCCUCACCACCCCUUACUCAUGGCUUCCUUAUCCCUAAUCUCACCUCAGUCCCCUUCUACUCUCCGCCACAAUGCCAUCAUCGGCACUCGCCUUCCGUCCAUCUUCCUCCGCAACCCCAUCACUCGCAUUCGCUCCACUACUCCUUCAAUCAAGGCCCUUUCAGUCCCUUCAGCUUUAACCCAAGACGAACUCAAGAAACUCGCCGCCGAUAAAGCCGUUGAAUACGUGAAAAGCGGAAUGGUCCUUGGUCUAGGCACUGGUUCAACCGCAGCUUUCGUUGUUUCCAAAUUAGGCGAGCUUCUUUCAUCUGGACAACUCACAAACAUUGUAGGUGUCCCCACUUCUAAGCGCACUGAAGAGCAAGCCUUAUCACUCAACAUCCCGCUAUCUACCCUUGACGACCACCCGCAUCUCGACUUAGCCAUCGAUGGUGCUGACGAGGUUGACCCCAAUCUCGACCUAGUCAAGGGUCGAGGUGGGGCCCUUUUAAGGGAGAAGAUGGUGGAGGCGGCUUCGGAUAAGUUCGUCGUGGUUGUGGACGAUUCGAAGCUGGUUUCGGGUUUAGGUGGGUCCGGGUUGGCUAUGCCCGUAGAGGUGGUGCAGUUUUGCUGGAAGUAUAAUUUGGUUAGGUUACAGGAGUUGUUUAAAGCAGAGGGUGUUGAUGCCAAAUUGAGAGUGGAUGGCAAUGGGAAGCCUUAUGUGACUGAUAAUUCGAAUUAUAUUGUGGAUUUGUAUUUUAAGACUCCGAUUAGGGACUCUGCUGCUGCUGGAAAGGAGAUUGCGGCUUUGGAAGGAGUGGUGGAGCAUGGGUUGUUCUUGGAUAUGACCACUGCUGUUAUUAUAGCUGGCAAGGAAGGAGUCAGUGUUCAGAGCAAGUGAAACUCUCAAUUGCUGAGGUUUGAAGAACUUUAACUUCUGUUUUUUGAGAUGCAAUUCUUGUGGUAUUUAUUUAGACUUCAAUAGGGGUUGGUUAAUGUUGUAACACUAAUAAGUUUCGGCGUUUUUUUGUGGAGAUGUUUAGUAAUAAUACUCCCAUCGUUAUGUAAUUUGUAAAUUAGAAUUGAAAAGAAAAUGUUUUGGUUGAUUUCCUU